Molecule: messenger RNA, 828 nt
Organism: Clonostachys rhizophaga
Lineage: Eukaryota; Fungi; Ascomycota; Sordariomycetes; Hypocreales; Bionectriaceae
Source: the annotation of a GenBank genome assembly
AUGAGUCUCUUCAUCAAUUUCGUCAAUGAUAUCAAAUCAUCUGAUCCGAGUGGUGUUGGUUUACUUCAUCUUGUCUUGAACGGCAGCCGUGACCGAACUCCCAAAGCCUUAAGAGCAUUCGAUCCAGAGCCGGACGACACACUAGGCAUCUCGCGAUAUACACUUGAGACCUUCAAGGGGUGUAUUGCAGAUCUGCAAUCCGUAUGGUUUAUUAAGUCUUUGCCUGAAAGUGCUCGUGUUGGUCUGAGCCCUUCACAUUUACAUGCGGGUCUCAAUCGAGCAACGCCGCUAUUCCCACAUGGUAUUGAAUUUGAUUUGUUCAGCUUGGAUCCGCGGCCAAUUCAACCAAGCAUGAAGAAAAACGAAGUAAUAUGGGGCGACCCCAGAGAUGUUGUCCAUGCAUGGGUGGACAUGGAAAAGAAGCUAGGCUUUCACAACGAAGGCAGCAGUGAUAAUGAACUUACCCGUGAAAUCUCCCAUCUCCUCACGGUAGGAGCUACACGCCGGGCUCCGCAUUGCCCUACGCUUGAGGUCAGAUGUGAUCGAACUAUGGAUCAAUUCCUGCAAUUGGAGCGGGACAGAGUGCACAAGAAAUAUCGGGAUGGAGAGUUUAAGGGUUGGAAGGAACCCGAAAAACGGGAGAAGAACCUCUUGUCGGCGGCAGGAUUUUGGGUUUUCCCACUUGGGACGUUUGAUACUUGGCAACAUAUUAUAAUGGAAAAGGGGUAUCAGGACCUGAGGGGCCUGCAACCGGGAUUGGGGCUUUUCGAACUGCCGCAACAGAUGGAGAAGACUGACCUAUUCUAUUGUGAGAGCCCCUGGGCAUAA